AUGUCUUCCUCUAUUGAUUUUGCUCUUGUUGCAGUUAAUAGAGCACGUGAUUUAGUUGAUUAUAAUAUUUACGUCAAUAUACAUAAACAACAUGAAUAUGUGAAACAAAAAAUUCUUGAAGAUAAUUCUCUUACAAAAAAAGAAAAAACUGAAGCAAUAAGAAUAGAGAAUAAUAGCUAUGAUAGGGAUAAAAUUAAUAAUAAUUCAGGAACAAAAAGAAUUUGUGAAAGUUGUAAUCAAGAAUGUUUGGCUACAUUUUAUUGUGAAUGUUGUAUUCGAAAUCAUCUAAGAAUAAAAUUUUCAAAUUGGACGUCUGGAAAUGCUGAUAUUGAUAAUUUAAUCCAAAAAUGUCAAAUGGAAACAAUCUUGCCAAAUACGAUAAUUGAAUGGAUUCCAUAUGAUAGGAUUAAGAAUAUUAAAUUUUUAACAAAAGGUGGAUACUCUGAAAUUUAUAAAGCAGUUUGGAUUGAUGGAAGUUACGAUAAGUGGGAUUCUAAAAAACAACAGUUAAAAAGAUUUGGAAGAGUAAAUGUUAUACUUAAGACAUUAGGAAAUGUUGAAAGUGAAAAUCAAAGAUGGUUUGAAGAGGCUAAAUCACAUUUAACUAUAAGUAAUAGAGACCUUUCUAUAGUUCGAUGUUACGGGUUAACACAAAAUACAUCAGAUGGAAAUUAUAUGCUUGUAAUAAGAAAAAUGGAUAUGGAUUUAAGAAAAUAUUUACAUCAAAAUCAUAAUCAACUUACAUGGGAAGAAAGGGUUCAAAUUACUUAUGAUAUAAUUAUUGCACUUUAUCAUAUUCAUGGAGAAAAUGCAAUUCAUAGAGAUUUGCAUUCUAAGAAUAUAUUAUAUAUUCACUAUUUUCAAAAGUUUUACAUUAGUGAUCUUGGAUUUUGUGGUCCAGCAAAUAGACCUUCAAAAAGUAUAUAUGGAAAUCUUCCUUACAUAGCACCUGAGGUUAUUAGUGGAAAAGAAUAUACUUUUGAAUCUGAUAUUUAUAGUUUUGCAAUGCUUAUGUGGGAAAUUUCAUCAGGUCAACCACCGUUUAUUAAUUACGAACAUGAUUACGAUCUUGCAAUGAAAAUAAUUAAUGGUAUUAGACCAAAAAUUGUACCAGGAACUCCUUUAGAAUAUAAAAAUUUAAUAGAACAAUGUUGGGAUGCUGAUCCAUUAAAAAGACCUGAU
This is a messenger RNA of Rhizophagus irregularis DAOM 181602=DAOM 197198, 1182 nucleotides long. The record is from RefSeq and is a predicted model, not a curated record. Lineage: Eukaryota; Fungi; Glomeromycota; Glomeromycetes; Glomerales; Glomeraceae.